AUGCCUCGAGAUAGAAAGAGGUCUAUAACCCAGGAGGCUGCUAGGAUCGUAUUUCCUGUAUCCAUUAGCUCCUCUUUUUCGCUCCCUUCGCUGUCUCUUUCCCGCUCAAAGCCCACCCCGGUCCUCCCACCACUGGACACGACGAGAGCAAAUGCUCACCCUCUAGACAAUGGCGGUGCAACUUCUUCCUUCAUCACUCCUACUUCACAUCCCAAUGCUUUGGAACUAUCAGCAUCUCCUGCGCGUUCUGUAUCACCUUCCAAGCCACCGGCAUCUCCUGGCGCGUCUGUUCCGCUGCCGUCCAUUCGUUCUCUUCGAAGUCGUUUCUCCUUUACUACCCAAGAACCACCCAACUUGUCAGCCAUUCCAUUGCAAACUCCUACACAAAAGCGAGCCCCUCCCCGCCGCUUUCUUCCCUUUGGCAACUCGGGCUCCACUCAAUCCACAAAUUCCACUCCUUCAAUUCCUCGCAAGUCCUUGGGCGAUGUAUUCACUCUGGGAAGACCCAGUACCGGCUCUAGGCACGAUUCAACUAGUUCCCGUUCGGUAACACCGAGCAGCAAGAGCUCACGUAGCGCAGCGAGCAUGGGGACAAUGCGCGGCCAAUGGCUUCAUGGCUCGGGCUAUUCUAUGUUGGCACCUCAUCACCAGGCCGCCUCACCACGUCCGCUCUCCGAGGAUUUUGCCCUCGACGCCGAGCUCGGCUACGUGUUGGCCAUCGAAUCUGGCGAAGACACCAUACGCUGCCGUCCGGAUUUACCCCCGGCUGAACCCCCACCUCGGCUCCGCGACUCGAACCAGACAAUUCUCGAGUCUUCACGUGAAAAUCUUUCACAGAUGACCUUGAGCCCCCCAGUCGAAAUUCCUUCGCCAACACUUCCAACAUUUGUGCCACCUUCACAAGCUGCCACCGCCCAGUCUAGCGCCCUCAAUACAAAUGUGACUAAUCAGCUUGGCAACGUGUCCCGCCGCCGUCAAUCACCGGUGCCGCCUAUUUCCAUUCCUCCUCCUAAUGUGCCGGUUGAGUUCGAGGGUCUCAGUUCAGGAGUAAAAGCGCCAGCCACAAUACUUGAUUCAGAGGGAGAGGAUGAUCAUCUAGUACCUACAACUUUUCCUUUUACACCAGUUGACGAUCGUUCGGACGUAACUUCCAGCACCAAUAACACCCCUCACUCGGGAGAUCGAUCGCGCGUUCCUCCAAGUAUUCCUCCCCCCUUGCCAUCCCCAUCUCCACGUCCGGAAUCGUCCUCGAGGGGCGAGUUCCCUUCUCUGAAGACGCUUCCCCCGUUAAUGAGCCAUGUUCAGCGAUCUUCCAGUAGUGAGGCAAACUGGAGCAGCCGGAAAGUGGAGCCAUCCCAGAUCUCUAAUGCUGUUCCUGUUGAUACACUCAAUUAUGUUCAAGCUGUGCCCGAAUGUCCUACAGAAGGUCAGCCUCUUGAGUUGUCCCAAAGUAGCGUCUUGAAUGCAAAAACAAGGGAAAUGCCCAACCUUCUCGCAGCCGACCUGGGUUUUGGCAGCGGGCCUCUAAGGAACCCACCCCUUGGUCUAGCCGCAAAGCAAUCUGAUUCGGACCUUGAGACUAACAUUCCCGACAACGAAUUAUUGCCUUUCAAUUCCGAUUCUCGAACGGCCCAUAUUGACAAACACGCCCACCUCCUGUCAACUUUGGGCACCCUGGAUAAUUCAAGUUGUUCCGCCACUCCUUCAGUCCGAGGUGCUGAUCAAUUGGAUGCAAAUACGAUAACAAGUAAGAACACGCUGUCUCAAAAUUCGAUUCUGGGGCAGAAUCGACUAGGGGGCCUGGUUUUCCAAUCCGUUCAACCCGCUACUCCGCCGGUCCAGGAUCCGAAUCAAGGCGGUCAGUAUUUGGGCACAAUCGAAGAUGAUCUUGCCAAGUUAUUAUCCCCACAUCGAUUUACUCCUCCUAAGGAUAAGCUAAGCCACGAACAAGUUCAACUCCAGACCCCGGCAUCGGCGCAUGUACUACUGCCAUCUACUUCUUCGACUCCACAGCCAUCUCCGCUUCAUAGAGCUGGGACUCGAUUGCCGUUACCUGUGUCAACACCUUCGCCUUCGGUUCUUUCUACUCGCGUAAACGAUCUGCUGUCAGCGAAAUCACUCUUCAAUGUCCAACGUCCAAGCCCUACCGAACGGAACGCCGUGUCUUUGAAUGGGUCUCCCAUGCUUUCGCCCAGCAAGCUUUCGAGUUCAGGGUCUUGGGGAGCGGACCAAACGAGCUAUAGGGAAGCGGUGACCACACCUAAUAAUCCUGCUCGACUGCUUCCGCGGCGUUCCCCAUCGGUCGGUGCGGCGAUCACUCGUAAGCGAAGUGCGAGUUUCGAUUCAAGCGGCUCUCCUAAGAUAACCAAGGACACGAGCGACCCUUUUGCCUCCCAUGUGAUUGGGCCAAAAAGAACGGAUUGGUUAGGACCUAGGACGGCCAAGGCUUUUGCCGCAGCCGGAUUGAUCGAGAAGGACAGGGACAGGACUGGCCUCAACACUGGUUCCCGCUCUGAUACUCCUCAUCGUGGAGGGGCCCUCAACUCAUGGCGGACAUAUGGGGAGCGGUAUGGAGGGUUCGGCUCCAGUGCCGGUUCUGCACGUUCACAUUCCCGUUUGGGAUCCGAGAUUAUCUCUCCUUCACACCGAACUCGGUCUCUGGUCGGAGGGGAUUCGAGCCCAAGCUAUCGUCGUUCCAGUUUGGACCAUACCGCUCCCCCUUCUCCCGUGUCUACCCAUCGUACUCUGGUUUCCAGUGCAACAUCUUCUUCCCAGUCCCAGUCGGCGUUGCAGACUAUGCGCGAGCGGCAUGAGCUGGAAACCGAAGCAUUAUUGCUGGCCUUGGCGGGGAGUAAACGGACCGAGAGAGAUCUCCGAGCCGAGAACGAUGAAUUGAUGGCGUACAUUCUCCAACUCGAGCGACGAAUUGCUGUCUUGGAGACAGAAAAGGAACAGGCCGAACGUUCUCAGAGUCGGGCACGGGAUUACAGAUGGAACACACCUCCUCCGUCUGACGUUGAAGCUCUGGAUAGGCGAAGACAGGAAAUUCUCGCCGGACGCGUAUCCACAAGGGCCUGGAGCAGCUCCAACACCUCAACGAUAUCAGGCGGUCGUUCUCCGCUGUACGGUCGACCCCCUCUAUCCGCCGGUCUCCCGAGAUCUGCAUCUGCUGCCUCCGUACGGAAGAGUGCUGGGCCUGAACCCGACAGAAUUUCUCCCUCUAAACCAUCUCAACCUUGGGAUAUGGCUGAUUCACGGACAUCACCUCGUAGCCAAUCUACGCUUGCGAACGUAUCUACUCCGACCAGGAACACCAUCAACCACUCGGCUGCGGACAUUUCUGUCUCAGCGCGCAAUGAUUUUGACGAUUGGAAUGACUCCUCCUUCAGCCAGCCGCUUGAAUCAAGCCCCAAAAGAGCGGCUCGUAGCCGGUUGUCGGGUGGUUCAGUGGUGUCACUGGUCCCUCAAGUACCUGGAAACAUGAGCAUGCUUGUGCACGAGCGACCAGGAGGCGAGUUUGGCGAUGAUGAAGUUUCUUUCAGGAGCGCAUCUCCCUUGUCAAUUACUCUCAUUCAUCCUCGAAGCAACACCCCCAAGGCCACUCCCGCAAAUAUUAGUCCCAUAACUGCCGACUUUUCGUUCAACUCGAUACCUGGCUCGCCUCGAAGUUUGCGCCUAGGCCCCGAUGAGGAAAUGCAUUUGGCCGACUUGAUUAGUCUUCAAGGCUUGGAAAUUACAGAUGCUAUUACCAAUCUUGAUGGUUGA
Molecule: messenger RNA, 3765 nt
Organism: Rhizoctonia solani
Lineage: Eukaryota; Fungi; Basidiomycota; Agaricomycetes; Cantharellales; Ceratobasidiaceae
Exons: 4
Coding region: 1-3765 (1254 amino acids)
Source: RefSeq, a predicted model, not a curated record